AUGUCAAACCUUAAACCAGGCAAUUACUUCUUCAUCGUGCCGUGGAUAGCGUUCAUUCCAUGGUAUGGUAUGCUUAUUGCUAUGCUCGCAUGCUGGGCUGCGCAAGGGCAUCCGAUCUAUUGGUUCAUGCACGUCGACCAGUUUCCAGUGUACAUCUCCGACAUUGGUGCGACGAACUUGCGGCCUCUGUUCAUUGCAUGUGUCGGAUGGCAGGGCCUCGGAUAUGUCAUCACCAUUGCGUGCGAGUACUUUCAGAGGAGCGGACGCUGGCCGUUUAUGAGAGGUGCAAUCGCUCACACCCCUACGGGCGAUCAGAAUUCCGCAUCACCCUCCGUAGAUUCGAUGAAGACCAGUUACAGCGAAAUUCUGCGCUCUGCCAAAUUUCUGAUGCCUCCCUACUACACGAAACACGAGCGUAACUGUAUAUUUGCGAGCUUCGUGCUAGGGCUGUGCGGUGAGAUUUGCCUGUUGAUGUGCUCGAUUUUCUCAACUAAUACAUAUCCCAGGGUUCACAGAACCAUGGUCGGUCUUUUUUGUGCAUUCAUUUUCCUUUCCGUGUGUUGCAACAUCGCAGAAUAUUUCAUGAUGGGUAGGCAUUAUGCUCAAGUACAUCCGCUCGCAGACCCAGAAGCUAAGCUAGAAACAACAUCAUGGAAGCAUUGGGUGGGAUACAAGUUCAACAAAUACACAAACAGUGCCAUUGCCAAGGUGUUGUGGUUGACAACUUCGGUGGUCUGGGCUAUCUGCUUUGGAGCCAUCGAUGACAACUCCAAGAGUGCAUGUUUUGAGUGGCUUUUGGCUUUUUGGUUCGGUAUCAUUUUCAUGAUCAUCUCGGUAGACUUUUAUUUGGGUGGGCGCUAUAGAAACUCGAAGUUCUUCCACCAGGUGACUUCAUUCGAUGGUUAUUACAAAUACGACAAACUCGUCCCACCGGUUAGACCAGAGCACGUUUAA
This is a messenger RNA of Lachancea fermentati, 954 nucleotides long. NCBI's taxonomy places the organism in Eukaryota, Fungi, Ascomycota, Saccharomycetes, Saccharomycetales, Saccharomycetaceae. The record is from the annotation of a GenBank genome assembly.